Papaver somniferum (opium poppy) is the source of this 4235-nucleotide messenger RNA. Its product is annotated as probable phospholipid-transporting ATPase 8. The record is from RefSeq and is a predicted model, not a curated record. Gene Ontology annotation, cellular component: plasma membrane. The coding region runs from base 351 to 4016 and encodes 1221 amino acids. Gene Ontology annotation, molecular function: ATP hydrolysis activity; ATPase-coupled intramembrane lipid carrier activity; ATP binding. Gene Ontology annotation, biological process: phospholipid translocation. NCBI's taxonomy places the organism in Eukaryota, Viridiplantae, Streptophyta, Magnoliopsida, Ranunculales, Papaveraceae. The transcript has 12 exons.
AUGAAGAAAGAAAUCUUUUCAACUUGGACUUAACGAAAAGAAUCACGAAGAAACAUUUGUGAUCUUCUGUCUUGUAAUUUCUUAGAAAUUCUUCUUUUCAACUUACUUGGAAAACAUUUCUUGGGUGUUUUUAGUUGAUUACAAAGAGAGCUGCAGCUAGAGCUAGUUGAUAGUUUUCUUGUUUCAAGUUCACCUCAGUGUCUUGUCUGUAUAUGUUGUUGUACAUUUGGUGGGAAACUAAAGUCUUGGUGGGUGAAAUUAGUUUUGAAACCAAAAACAAAUUGGGUAUCAACUGAAUAAUAAUAAUCAAUAAUGAGAAUGCGAAAUUGAGAUUCUUCUAAAGUUUUACGAUGCCGCGGAGAGGGAUAAGAUUUAGUAAACUGUACUCAUUUUCAUGUUUAGGUUCAGUGUUUAAAGAUGAUCAUAAACAAAUAGGCGAAGAAGGUUAUUCAAGAGUUGUAUAUUGCAAUGAUGCUGAUAAUAUAGAAGCUAGUCAGCUUGAUUACAAGGGUAAUUAUGUAUCUACUACUAAGUAUACACUGGUUAAUUUUAUACCUAAAUCUUUGUUUGAACAGUUCAGGAGAGUUGCAAAUAUAUAUUUUCUUGUUGUAGCUUGUGUUUCAUUUACUCCAUUAGCACCUUAUACAGCUGGUAGUAUUCUCUUUCCUUUGGUCGUUGUUAUUGGAGCUACUAUGGCUAAAGAAGGUGUCGAAGAUUGUAGGCGUCGAAAUCAGCUUUGCUAUCAAUUGGACCUCGGAGACUUUCUUGGUUCUUUCUCAAUUUCCAAUAGAAACAGCAGUGCGGUCCUGUGGUCAAUUGAUAUUUUAGAUUUUUCCCUAAUUUUGUGCAUGGGUUUGGAUAUAGAAGCUAAUAAUCGAAAGGUCAAAUCUUAUGGUGCUGAUCAUACUUUUCAUGAAAACAAAUGGAAGAAACUACGAGUAGGAGAUCUUGUUAAAAUUGGAAAAGAUGAAUUCUUUCCUGCUGAUCUUCUACUGCUUUCAUCUAGUUAUGAGGAUGGGAUUUGUUUUGUCGAGACAAUGAAUCUUGAUGGUGAGACAAACUUGAAAGCUAAGCAAUCUUUGGGUGAGACUUCUUCCCUGAGAGAUGAGUACUCCUUUAAGAAAUUUAAGGCACUGAUCAAAUGUGAGGAUCCAAAUGAAAAUCUGUAUUCUUUUGUUGGAAGCUUGUAUUAUGAUGGCAAGCAGUAUCCUCUUUCACCACAGCAGAUUCUUUUAAGAGAUUCAAAGCUUCGAAAUUCUGAAUAUGUCUAUGGAGUGGUGGUUUUUACGGGUCAUGACACGAAGGUGAUGCAGAAUGCUACAGAACCUCCUUCUAAGAGAAGUAAGGUCGAGAGGAAAAUGGAUAAGAUAAUAUAUAUACUUUUCAGUACCCUAAUUUUGAUAUCUUCUAUUGGAUCCAUAUUCUUUGGUGUCACAACAAGGGAGGAUAUUGAAGGUGGAAAGAUUAAAAGGUGGUAUCUUAGACCGGAAGAUACCACUGUGUAUUUUGACCCAAGGCGAGCAACUUUAGCAGCAGGUCUUCAUUUCCUUACGGGCCUAAUGUUAUAUGGUUAUUUGAUACCUAUAUCCUUGUAUGUAUCCAUAGAAGUAGUGAAGGUUUUACAGAGUAUAUUUAUUAACCAGGAUCAGGAUAUGUAUCAUGAGGAAACAGAUAGUCCAGCACAUGCCCGCACGUCAAAUUUGAAUGAGGAACUUGGUCAGGUUGAUACUGUUCUAUCGGAUAAAACAGGCACUCUGACGUGCAACUCAAUGGAAUUUGUUAAAUGUUCCAUAGCUGGUACUGCUUAUGGUCAUGGUUUGACAGAAGUAGAGAGAGCUGUAGCAAGGAAAAAAAUGGAUGACUCACCUGAACUUGGUGAUCCAUCAUUUGAUUUGGAGAACCAUGAUGGUGGCUCAAAAUUGCCAGUGAAAGGCUUCAACUUCAAAGACGAGCGUAUCAUGAAUGGACAGUGGGUUAAGCAGCCUUCUGCAGAUGCCAUCCGGAACUUCCUUCGCAUUUUAGCAAUCUGCCAUACAGCGAUUCCUGAUGUAAAUAAGGAAACAGGUGAAAUAUCUUAUGAGGCCGAGUCUCCAGAUGAAGCGGCUUUUGUGGUUGCUGCACGGGAACUUGGGUUUGAAUUCUACAAAAGGACUCAGACAAGCAUCUCAUUGCAUGAGUUUGAUCCUCAGACUGGAAAGAUAGUUGACAGAUCAUUUAAGCUGCUUCAUGUUAUCGAGUUUAGUAGUUCUCGUAAGCGAAUGUCUGUGAUUGUGAAAGAUGAAGAAGGUCAAGUAUUACUCCUCUGCAAGGGGGCAGACAGCAUAAUGUUUGAUAGGAUUUUGGAGGAUGGGCAACAGUUUGUUGCUAAGACCAAGGAGCACAUCAAGAGUUAUGCCGAGGCUGGUUUGCGAACCUUGGUAGUUGCAUAUCGUGUGAUCGGUGAAGAAGAGUACAAAACAUGGCAACUGGAAUUUCUCAAGGCCAAAAAUUCUUUAUCUGCAGAUCGAGAAGCACUGGUAGAUGCUGCAGCUAUUAAGAUCGAGAGGGAUUUGAUGCUUCUUGGAGCCACAGCUGUUGAGGAUAAAUUACAGAAGGGGGUCCCCGAGUGCAUCGACAAGCUUGCCCAGGCUGGAAUCAAGAUAUGGGUUUUAACUGGUGACAAGUUAGAAACUGCAGUCAAUAUCGGGUAUGCAUGUAGCUUGCUGAGGGAGGAGAUGCAGCAGAUUGUGAUCACGCUAGAUACACCUGAAAUCAGUGCAUUGGAGAAACAAGGGGACAAAGAGGCUCUUGUAAAGGCUUCUCUUGAGAGCGUAACCAGACAAUUACACGAAGGAAAUUCUCAAGUUAUUUCAGCAAAAGAAAGUUCCAUUCCAUCAGCUUUAAUUAUUGAUGGAAAAUCCUUGGAUUUUGCUCUUACAAGGAAUCUGGAGAGCUUGUUUCUGGAGCUUGCACUUAGUUGUGCAUCAGUUAUUUGUUGCCGUUCUUCGCCAAAACAGAAGGCUCUUGUUACGAGACUGGUGAAAGUAGGAACUGGUAAAACCACACUAGCCAUUGGUGAUGGUGCAAAUGAUGUUGGCAUGCUCCAAGAAGCUGAAAUAGGAGUUGGCAUUAGUGGCGCUGAGGGAAUGCAGGCUGUUAUGUCCAGUGAUUUUGCAAUUGCUCAAUUUCGGUUUUUGGAGCGUUUGUUGCUGGUCCAUGGCCAUUGGUGUUACAGGCGAAUAGCUAUGAUGAUAUGCUACUUUUUCUACAAGAACUUGGCAUUCGGGUUCACAUUAUUUUUGUUUGAAGCUUUUGCUUCUUUCUCUGGUCAGCCUGCUUACAAUGAUUGGUACAUGUCAUUCUACAAUGUUUUCUUCACUUCGCUCCCUGUUGUUGCUAUUGGUGUUUUCGAUCAGGAUGUUUCUGCACGACUGUGCCUCAAGUAUCCUCUUUUGCAUCAAGAAGGUGUACAAAACAUCCUUUUCAGCUGGCAUCGUAUAUUAGGCUGGAUGCUUAACGGGGUUUGCAGUUCCAUUAUCAUCUUUUUCCUCGUAACUAAUACCAUUCUUCAGCAUGCGUUCCGAGGAGAUGGACGUGUGGCAGGGGCUGAAGAGCUCGGAAUCGUAAUGUACACGUGUGUCGUAUGGACAGUGAACUGCCAGAUGGCGCUCUCUGUAAACUAUUUCACCUGGAUCCAGCAUUUUUUCAUCUGGGGAAGCAUCACCUUCUGGUAUAUCUUCUUGGUCUUUUACGGCUCAGUCCCUCCGGCUGUAUCCACAACAGCUUAUCAGGUUCUACAGGAAACCUGUGCCCCCAGUCCUCUCUACUGGUUGUUGACUGUCAUGGUUGUUGUAUCUGCUCUAUUGCCUUAUUUUAUCUACAAAGCUUUCCAAAGCAAUUUUUUCCCAGUGUAUCACGACAUAAUCCAGAGAUCACGGUUACAAAGAUCCAAGUCUCAAACUGCAAUAGGACUCUGCAGUAGAGUUGAAGAUAAAACCAGGCAUCCGAGUUACAUAUCACAACGUAGAGAAACUUAAAAGGCAUUGUUUUAUAGUCACGAUUUUUGUACCUAUAUAGCUAACAAAGAGUUCCGUUAUUCAUUAUCCUCGUCAUCAUGCAAGUGUAUAUUAGAAGGAUAUGUUGAUUGUAGGUUUUGGGAGAUAAUGUAAAAGAUGGGAUAAGCAGCAGCUGUAAAAUGUAUAUACUGUAAUCAUAUUGUUUGUUACAUAGUAGAAUGUAAAGCUUCUUUCAUUUUC